GACAAAUUACUUAAUUUAACAAAUUAAAUCCGAUCCUCAUAAGUCAUAACCAAUAUAUUUUAAUCAAAACCCAAAGUAAUAAUAUAUAAUAUAUAUGGGGAGGGAGGGAGGGAACAACAAGCGAAGACGACGGAGGAUCCAAUUACUAUUCAAAUCAAUCAAUGGCCUCUUUUCUUCCAUUCUCAUCCUCCUCGCUUUCACUUGUCUAAUCUAUACCUUUCCUUUUUGCCCAAAUCCAAAAAUUAACCCGUAGAAGUCAAAUUCUCUUCCUUUUUUACCAAAUCUAUCUACACUUUGUCUCCUCCCCAACCUUCGCAUUAGAUUCUUACCUUUCCCACCCUCCCUGUUAUCUCUUUUUCGCGUCAAGCUUGUUUCCCUCCAGUUUAUUUCCUGCCUUACGCGCGCGGAUCCUCUGCCGAAUCAAGAGUCUCAGUUUUUGCAGGUAAUGUGUAUGAAUCUCUUAUGAGCUUUUCUAUUGUGUCUGUAUUUGGCAGAUAAUUUAAAGGUAUCAACUUUCUCUUGUAAUCUGGGCUUACGAAGUUUCUUCCUUCGUACGCUUUUUAUCGACCUAGAUGGGGAAUGAGGUGCAGAGGGAAUUGGCUUGCUCUUAUUUUGUUGGGUUCAUUUCCGUUCAUCAAUAUUGGGGCAUUGGUUAUAGGUCAUGAAUUUUUGUUCUUUCUGGCUGUGUUUGAUACCAGCUGAACUUUAGGGUGGAAAUAGGGUUGAUUGACUUCUUCUAUACAUGGCGAUCUUCUGUUUUUAUUCUUGUUUGUUUUGCUCAAAUGUAAUUGAUGCUGCAUCCUGUUUGGUUUCUUUGGCGAUUGGACCAUGCCUAGAAUGACUGCUCCGAAUGGGAUUUCUUUCCAAAUGGUAAAUAUGCUUUUGGAGAGUCGGGGAGAGAUUAGUAUUUGUGAUCAAGUAUGCAUUUGCAAUGCUGAAUUUGUUAGGAAUGUAAUGAGUCUCUUUGUUCUUUGUAGUGUAUCAACCUGUGAACCCAAGGGCGAUAAAUUUUGUGAGCACUCAUUAAGACAGUGCUCAUUCAUGGAUCGGGCAAUAAAUCAUUGCUCAUAAUUCAAGGAUAUGGACCAGAGGUUACCUGUUGCAGGAACUCGAUCAGGAGUCGAAAUGGGAACACUAAUUAGAAAUGGCUCUGCUCAUUUUGAGGAUAAGAACGUUUAUGCUUCAAACGUGAUGCCUCAAAAGAUUCGCCCCACAGCUGAGGGGUUGUCAUCUAGGAGCAGUAUGACGUGGCAGAGUAGUGUAUAUAGGAGCAUAAAGAUUGUAAUUUUCUCAACCAAACUGAACUUGCUAAUGCCUUUUGGGCCACUUGCAAUCCUAGUGCACGCAUUCAGCGGCCAUAACGGAUGGGUCUUCUUUCUGUGUUUGUUAGGCAUUACACCUUUGGCUGAGCGCUUAGGCUAUGCGACAGAGCAGCUGGCUUUCUACACCGGACCUACAAUUGGUGGCCUUCUAAAUGCCACGUUUGGAAAUGCAACCGAACUCAUCAUUGGCAUAUAUGCCUUGAGAAAUGGAAUGACUAGGGUUGUGCAGCUUUCUUUGUUGGGUUCGAUUUUGUCCAACAUGUUAUUAGUGCUUGGAUGUGCAUUCUUUGCUGGCGGACUUGUUUUCUAUAGAAAGGAACAAGUGUUUGACAAGGCAAGUGCUACAGUGAAUUCAGGAUUGCUAUUGAUGGCAGUGAUGGGUCUUCUUUUUCCAGCUGUCCUACAUUUUACACAUACAGAAGUGCAUUAUGGAAAAUCAGAGCUUGCUCUUUCAAGAUUCAGCAGUUGCAUUAUGCUUGUAGUCUAUGCUGCCUAUCUCUUUUUCCAGUUGAAUACUCGGAAGGAUUCCUACGUUCCUCUUACCGAGGAAGCUAGUCGUCAGGGCGUGGAUCCGCCUGAAGAUGACGAUGAAGUCCCGGAGAUCACUAAACUUGAAACGAUAGUUUGGCUUUCGAUAAUGACUGCUUGGAUUUCCAUCUUAUCAGAAUAUUUAGUUGAUGCAAUAGAGGGAGCAUCGCUUGCAUGGAAUAUCCCUAUUGCCUUUAUUGGAGUAAUCUUGCUCCCAAUUGUCGGGAAUGCAGCGGAGCACGCUAGUGCUAUUAUGUUUGCCAUGAAAGAUAAGCUCGAUAUAUCCUUGGGUGUGGCAAUCGGUUCGUCCACUCAGAUAUCUAUGUUUGGGAUUCCAUUUUGUGUGGUUGUUGGAUGGAUCAUGGGAGAACCCAUGGACUUAAACUUCCAACUUUUCGAGACAGCAACUCUUUUCAUCACUGUUAUCGUUGUGGCCUUCUUCCUCCAGGAAGGGACUUCUAACUACUUCAAAGGACUGAUGUUGAUUCUUUGCUACAUGAUUGUUGCUGCAAGUUUCUUUGUGCACGAAGAUCCUUCUUCCGAGAAAGGAGGGCCAAAGACAUAAGUUACUGUUGGUGCAUGACCAAGAAAGCUCACCAAUCAGGCCUUGCUCGUGAUGGUGUGUACAUAAUUAAAGCCCUUUCACUUGGGAACAUGAUAUAUAUUUUUCCAGGUCUCGUCCAAAGCUUCCGUCUUAGUUGUUUUCCUGUUAAACACGGUACUUGUUCUAGCUGAUGUCUUGGUAGGCGGGUUAUGGAGAGGAGUUUUAAGGAUGACAUAUCAUUAAUGUUCAUACUCCAACAAAAAUGGGAACUCUAACUGGCUUCUGUAAUGUCUGCUUGGUGAAGAUACUAUGGUUAUAGCUCAUCUAUCUUGGUGUGGUUUGUUUGGGUUGUGGUACAGUCUGGAUUCAACCCUCACCCGACCCGGAAACUCAAAUUUUGUAUUGAUGUUUCCCUAUAUGUAGAAACUGCACGUUUCGUUUGAACAUUUGUUAGUACUGUUUCUUGGUUUUGGUUUGGAGGGAAAGCAAUUGUUCUGUUCUUGGCCUCCUUUUCUUUUUACCAGUUGUCUUGUUCCAAAACCAGUGCUCAACUGUAUUGAUUCUUUUUUUUUAAUUGGUUAAUUAAUUGUACCUCCGUCAUGAAGAAAAUUAUCUAAGAGAGUGAUAUUGAUUGUAUGGAGAUUAAGAAAGAUUAUAAUCGGGUUGGAAUGCCACUCAUCAAGUUCAACGUCCACCAGGCUGCAACACGCUAGAUGAUGGAGAAGCGUGAUAAAAUUGUUAAUUAGAUAUGUAUUAUGUAACAACGAUCAAAUUUAUUAGUUUCUUGUAAAGAACAUUAUUAAUGUAAAGUAUUAUUAUGUUUGUGGAACUGCUUAUAUUGAGAGCAUAUUCCUCUUUUCUGGUUUUUAGUUCUUGGAGAAGUAACUAAACUCAAAAUUUUUUUUAUUGUCAACUUUCGUGAUUUUUCAGAAUUAACAACUAAAUAUAAUAAAAUUUUGUUUUUUAUUUUUGUCAAAAAUGAUACUAUGUUAUCACAUCCCCACUGCAAGCACAACAACAAAAUGAUACUAAAUGGGUUCAUAAAGUGACUUGUAUAUCGAUUUAAUAAACGAAAAUCUACCACACUUCAUUUUCAAAUAGUUAAACAAUGUCGAGCGUCACUAUGGAUCAAUGUUGAGUUUGUUCCUCGUCGACUUAAUACACUUGUUGAUUGGGUUGCUUGUCAGAUUAAGAUAAAUUCAUUACCAAUGAACGGAUUCGCAUUGA
Messenger RNA from Linum trigynum, 3621 nucleotides. Lineage: Eukaryota; Viridiplantae; Streptophyta; Magnoliopsida; Malpighiales; Linaceae. The record is from the annotation of a GenBank genome assembly.